GUUUGCUUUGUCUACACAACUUUAUUCACCUUUCCACUUUUCUCUUCUUCUUUCCUCUGUUUUCUUCCACAAUUUUGCCACUACCAUGACCACUUUUCUACUAUUUUCACUACUCUUCUUGGCCAUCACUAGUCACUCAAGUGGUUUGUACUGUAUUUGUAAAGAUGGAGUAAGUGAUCAACAACUCCAAAAGAAUAUAGAUUAUGCUUGUGGAGCUGGAGCUGAUUGUACACCAAUCACUCAAAAUGGUCCUUGCUAUAACCCUAACACUAUCAAAGAUCACUGCAAUUAUGCUGUAAAUAGUUAUUAUCAAAGAAAAGGUCAAGCUGGUGCUAGCUGUGAUUUUAGUGGAACUGCAACUACCAGCUCAAAUCCACCUACUACUGCAAGUUCUGGGUGUGUCUAUCAAUCCAGUCCAAGCAACACUGCUGGAGGUACAACAACUCCGACAACAGCACCACCAGGAACCACAACUCCUACAAUCUCACCACCAGGGACCACAACUCCAACAAUCGCACCGCCAGGAACCACAACUCCAACAAUCACACCACCAGGAUCUACCAUUCCAACGACUGCACCACCGGGCACUACAACUCCAGGAUCUGGCACGGGGACAGGCAUAGUGACUACACCUGGGGGAAACAAUCCAACUUUUGGGCUUGGACCGAGUAGCGUUGGCAUAGACGGCAAUGCAGCUAUGCAUCUCCAAAACAGUAUCUUUUUCACUUUAGCCCUUUUGGCUAUAAGCUUUUUAUGCACAAGGGUCUAAAGUAAAAGAGGAGAUAGGAAAGUCCAUAUUUAGAAGAAUCUUUGUUUAGUUCUUUCUUUCUUCUUUUCUGGUCUUUCUACCUAAUUAUGGUUGCUUUGAAAAGUUGGAAUUGGAUUCCCAUAGUUAGUAAAUUUUUUAUGUAGAAGAAUCUGAUCCCUGCCCCCUUAUCAUAUAUGAGUAAAGGAAGAGGCUGUAUUUUUAUUUAUUUUUUUGAGAUAAUACAUAAACGUUUCGUUUA
This is a messenger RNA of Solanum stenotomum, 1007 nucleotides long. Its product is annotated as PLASMODESMATA CALLOSE-BINDING PROTEIN 3-like. The coding region runs from base 86 to 769 and encodes 227 amino acids. Lineage: Eukaryota; Viridiplantae; Streptophyta; Magnoliopsida; Solanales; Solanaceae. The transcript has 4 exons. The record is from RefSeq and is a predicted model, not a curated record.